GACUGGGAACAGCAAUCAGAGGGCGGCGGGCUGAAAGGAACCUGGCAGGCCCAAAGCCGUAGGGGUGUGGGCAUGUGACAAUUCGCAGGAGCCAGGAGAGAGCUGAGCGAGGCUCAGCACGCACUUCUGUUCUUCUCCAGGCCCCUUCCCAGCGUCUGCAAGGUCUUCUGCUGGCCAAGCGCCCUGCGUCGGCCGCAGGAUGGGCAGCUGCAGAGGGAAGGUCCUCUGGGCUCUCUGUCUCCUGCAGCUCCUGACAGCCAGCUCUGCCAAGGACAGCUGGAAGCCCGCCCUCCCAGACAGGCUGCCGGAGAGGUCCCGCGAAGAGGAGGCGAGCACCCCAGGCCUCCGGCAGCCUCGUGCUGACCGCUGUCCUCCACCCCCGAGGACCCUGCCCCCUGGAGCCUGCCAGGCUGCGCGCUGCCACGCCGACUCCGAGUGCCCACGGGGACAGCGCUGCUGCUACAACGGCUGUGCCUACUCCUGCCUGGAGGCAGUGCCGCCUCCACCGGUUCUAGACUGGCUGGUACAGCCGAAGCCACGGUGGCUGGGAGGCAAUGGCUGGCUCCUGGAUGGCCCUGAGGAGGUGCUGCAAGAGGCCUGCAGCACGACUGAGGAUGGUGCGGAGCCCCUUCUUUGUCCCUCAGGCUAUGAGUGCCACAUCCUGAGCUCAGGGAAUGCGGCUGAGGGCAUCCCCAACCGUGGGCAGUGUGUCAAGCAGCGCAGGCAGGCAGGUGGGCAAUUCCCGCGACACAAGUUCUACAGAGAACACCCAGGUGAGAGCAGAAGCCAUCCGUCCUUUGCAGAAGACGCGAAGAGGGCAGGUGUGCGCUUCUUAGGUAAAGAAGGAAAAUCAAGGCCCCAGAGCUGAGAUGUGGGGGAAAUGGGGGCAAAGACCAGAAAUCCCCAGAAGCCCUAUCCUCCCACAGCGGGGGGUUGGGGGGGGCAGGUGUGAGCCAAGGGGUCACUGCCACAAUACGGCCUCGUGCAGGAUCUCAGAACCUGGUGCUGGACGUGCUCAUGUCCUUCCUGCCUCCACUGGGAACCAGAAAUGAUGACUACUGUCGUUCUUUCAUCUGUUUAAUCUUUCAUUCCUGAUUAUCCAUUCAUUCACCCACCCAUCCAUCUAA
Octodon degus (degu) is the source of this 1127-nucleotide messenger RNA. It is a transcript of the gene Wfdc1, whose product is annotated as WAP four-disulfide core domain 1. Gene Ontology annotation, molecular function: peptidase inhibitor activity. The record is from RefSeq and is a predicted model, not a curated record. Gene Ontology annotation, biological process: regulation of cell growth. The transcript has 5 exons. NCBI's taxonomy places the organism in Eukaryota, Metazoa, Chordata, Mammalia, Rodentia, Octodontidae. The coding region runs from base 200 to 868 and encodes 222 amino acids. Gene Ontology annotation, cellular component: extracellular region.